CACAAAAUAUUACUCAGAAUGGACUUUUUAUUAUUGUACAGGGUAAACCAUUCCUGGAUAGUUACUUGCCUAUUAAUCUUUUCCCAUGUUAUGAUGUCUUGUCACAUGGAAGAACAUUCUGAGAGGCGCCAACUUCAUGAGUUAACUGUAAAGAGGAAAGACCUGAAGCGAUGUGACAAUGAUAACCGCGUAUGCGUCACUGACGAUAGUGACUGUGUCCCCAGAUCUCAUGUGUCUCAUGAAAGGGUGAAUAUAUCAUGCUUUUUUCUACUCACGGACUAUGCUCUGACUCCGUAUCCUCAAUGCCUUUGGAGUCAGGAAUAUAACAUCAAUGCAGAAAGCAUGCACUCUCUCAUUUUCAGUCAGACCACUCCGAUUUAUUCUUGUAUGGGAAUCUUCAGCUUUGGUGGACGAAUGAAUGUAACUUUAAAAAUUAAGAACAACAUGAACGGAAUGGAGUCGUGGUCAGAGCCCUACGAAGUGGCAGUACAAGAAGCAAUAAAAGCACCUUGUCCUACCAUCACAUCAGUCAAUGGCUCUGACAACUCACUGGAGGUGACAUGGGGGAUCAGCAAGUUGCACACUAGAUGUCGGGUCCGUUACCGAAUGGCCACUGACAAAUGGACUGAGAUCCCAGCCUAUGUUCUUGUGGAAAGUGCUGAAAAAGCAGUCUACACGAUUGAAGGCCUCAAGCCUUUCAGCAGCUACAUCAUUGCCGUUUCCUGUAUUUUGUCAUUUGGUCACUGGAGUGACUGGAGCAUGGAGACAACUAGGACAACACUGGAGAGUGCACCCUCUAGACCGCCAGAUAUCUGUUAUCAUUUGGAGACGGUGAACAAACAAGGACCUCAUCACCUUAUGCUUUUGUGGAAGGCCCUUGAUAUUUAUGAUGCUCACGGACAUAUUCUUGGGUACCAAGUGAGCUACACACAAACAAAGCACCCCUUUCUGAGUGUGACCACUAACACCACAGAUCUGAAGGUGGUCCUUGUGGUGACCGAGGAUGAGUUGGAGGUCACAGUUAUGGCGUACAACAGCGCUGGUGGAUCUCCUUACUCUCAUCUAAAGAUUGACCUGAGUCUUCAUCAGACUCUACCCUCAGUGAGAAGACUUUGGGUGAAUUCUGAAGAUGAUAGGCUAGUGCUUCAUUGGGAUGUGGGACACAUAUCCCUGCCAGUUAGUGAGGUUGCCAAUGAGUGGGCCACUGAUGCUGCACAUCCCACAUCCAGUCACUGGAAACGAGUGAAUGGCUCCACCAGAUCAACAGUCUUGAAAGACCAUCUUCAGCCUGGGACAACAUACAGAAUCAAUGUUUACCCCAUAUCAAAUCAACUGUGUGGGCCACCCAAGUCAAUCUUUGCCAACCUAGAGUACGGAACGCUUUUAGGUGCAGUCGGAAUGCACGUUGUGGAUGUGACUAAAAACACAGUGACUGUACAGUGGGAGUGGCAGAGAAAGGAGGUUCACCCCAAGGUUCUCAGAUACAGAGUGAUACUGCGCCUGGGGGAGAUACAGGUCGAAUCUAUCCCUGUCUGGCCAGAGGUAUGGCAGCACACAUUCUUCAAACUCCGUGCAAACACAGGCUAUUCUGUUAAUUUACUGGCGGAGACUUCUAAUGACAACAUUUCAAGAGAAAUUAUUCCGAUUAAAACACAUAUUUUUGAACAUAAUGAAAUAAUGUUCACCUUCUGUCUAAUCGUCCUGCUUACUCUUGGCCUUGGAGUUUUCUUGAUUUUAUCCAGAACUGUCUACAAAACAUAUUUCUUUCCAAAUAUUGCUAACCCUGGGGCCAGUGUUGUUGGACGAUGGCUUUUGGAGUCACACCAUGAGAAAAACCGUGUGAAGAAUGUACUGAAGCUGGAGGAGUUCUUAGUCACUGAUCUCUCAGGGGGAAACGGCUUUGUUGAGCUGGGGCAAGAAAGGCCGCCUAUGAGAGAGGACGGGAUUUUUAACCCUGGUUCAUCUCACAGUACCCUCAAUAUAAAACAUAUUUUUAUUCCGCAAAAUACAGAAUACAUUGAAAAUACUCCUAAAAGUAACAGAGAGAACAGGGAUUCCUCCCUGAUGUUUAACAAUGUUGCCCACAUAGAGAAUGGCCAGGGUACACACGUAGAAAAUUGCCAGGGUAGCUUACUUCCAGAAAGCACCCAAAUACAGUGCAAUUUUGACUAUAUAAAGAACAAGCAUACUCUUGAAAAACACCAACACCCCAAGCAAUGUUGAGUAAAUUGAAAACACUUUUUCUCAGCAAUAAAAUGCUCAAUAUGGAUAGUCUUCAAUGAAUGCCGUUUUAAUAUUCUCAAUAAACAAACCUAGAUUUUACAUUUAGAUUUCGUAAAUGUAAACCAUUUUAAGUGCUACUGUUCUUCAUAAUGUUACAGGCUUUGUUUUUUCCACUUAUGUUUUGAGGUGGGACUUUAGCAGGUAUAGCUCGUUAGCACAUAGGGCGCACCGAUUGGUGUCACCUCGUUAGUCAGUAUGUGUUAAACCUGUGCCAACCUAGUGCUCUUGAGAGAUGUGGAGGGUUAACACUUUUAUUCGGCGUUCCUUCUUUUUGAUUUCUAGGCAAACAGUCCUUUAUCUGAUCAUCCCUGUUUUCGUUUUGCUCCACUUUUUGGUUUGCUUCCAGUAUAGGUUUGGUGUUUUUUGUUGUUGUUGCCUCUUCUCUUUUUUGCAAAUUUAGUGGGCUCUUGUGGUGGAUGUCUUUAAGGUUCCACGUGUUGUUACUUGUCAACUUUCAGUGGACACCCCCACGUCUUUCAGAACUCCCCCUAAAACCCCACUUGUUUCAUUUUCGUUGUUGUUCGUUGUUCCCCCUUCUGUUUGAGCGACAUUUUAGGUUUUCUUACUGGGGAACUUCAUUAACAAUGUAUACAGUAUUUGUUCUGCUGUAAAAUAUAUUGUACAUAUAUUUUUUACAUUUUAUAUUAAACUUCAACCAUAUCCCAUGUCAUUUUAUGGGUUAACUAUAUGGGUAAACAAUGAGAAUGAUUCAUAUAUUGUACGUCAUUUUUUGUAUGUAGUAUUCUCUUUAUGUAUUAUGGGGACUUUAAUUCAAUUUAAAUAGAUAUAUAAAUAAUUACCUGAAUUCAGCUUACCUGACUGAUGGUAUCCUAUACGAAAAUAAUAUACUAUGGAAUCACUGAUAGAGAAAAUUAUGAAGGGGAAAAUACACACUGAGAAGGGACAGUUAAAAUAUUUUAUUAAAUAGAUGUAGCUGCAGCUCUUAAAUAACUUGUCAGUAAUUGUAUUGCAUAGUAAUUUAUAUUACCUGUAUAGAGGGCUUAAAGUUGACGUACGAUGCCUCCUGGUGGUCAUUCAUUCCUUCAACGAAAACAGCCCAGUGGCUACCCAAAACUGUAUGAUAACAGUGCCAAACCCCAAACUGCAUAAUAACAGUGCCUAAACUAGUUGAUUCAUCACCACGGUCAUUUUCAGUGUAGUAUUUGGCUGCUCUAACAAGACAGGAAAGACAACGGGCAAAAAUAUGCUUACAGAUUCCCUGCAAUCCUAAAAAUACCAUUGUUGAUACCAAUGAGAUGAGACUCAACUGUCAGAAAGGCGAAGAAACCUUUUGGCCCGUCAAAUUAAAUCAAAUUUGAUUGUCAAGACUUUAACCCAGACAGCUGCCAGUACAAGACCUGCUACUAUCAUUUCAUCACUGGUACAGUUGAAGUCGGAAGUUUAGCCUUAGCCAAAUACAUUUAAACUCAGUUUUUCACAAUUCCUGUCAUUUAAUCUGAGUAAAAAAAUCCUUGUUUUAGGUAAAUUAGGAUCACCACUUUAUUUUAAGAAUGUGAAAUGUCAGAAUAAUAAUAGUGAGAAUGAUAUAUUUCAGCUUUUAUUUCAUCACAUCCCCAGUGCGUCAUUGGUUUACAUACACUCAAUUAGUAUUUGGUAGCAUUGCCUUUAAAUUGUUUAACUUGGGUCAAACGUUUUGGGUAGCCUUCCACAAGCUUCCCACAAUAAGUUGGGUGAGUUCUGGCCCAUUCCUCCUGACAGAGCUGGUGUAACUGAGUCAGGUUUGUAGGCCUCCUUGCUCGCAUCCGUUUUUUCAGUUCUACCCAAACAUUUUCUAUGGGAUUGAGGUCAGGGAGAUGGCCACUCCAAUACCUUGACUUUGUUGUCCUUCAGCUAUUUUGCCACAACUUUAGAAGUAUGCUUGGAGUCAUUUGGAAGACCCAUUUUCUGAAGACUGAUGUCUUGAGAUGUUGCUUCAAUAUAUCCACAUAAUUUUUCUUUCCUCAUGAUGCCAUCUAUUUUGUGAAGUGCACCAGUUCCUCUUGGAGCAAAGCACCCCCACAACAUGAUGCUGCCACCCCCGUGCUUCACGGUUGGGAUGGGGUUAUUCGGCUUGCAAGCCUCCCCCUUUUCCUUCCAAACAGAAUGAUGGUCAUUAUGGCCAAACAGUUCUAUUUUUGUUUCAUCAGACCAAAGGACAUUUUUCCAAAAAGUACGAUCUUUGUCCCCAUGUGCAGUUGCAAACCGUAGUCUGGCUUUUUUAAUGGCGGUUUUGGAGCAGUGGCUUCUUCCUUGCUGAACGGCCUUUCAGGUUAUGUCGAUAUAGGACUUGUUUUACUGUGGAUAUAGAUACUUUUGUACCCAUUUCCUCCAGCAUUUUCACAAGGUCCUUUGUGUUGUUCUGGGAUUGAUUUGCACUUUUCGCACCAAAGUACGUUCAACUCUAGGAGACGGAACGUGUCUCCUUCCUGAAUGGUAUGACGACUGUGUGGUCCCAUGGUGUUUAUACUUGCAUACUAUUGUUUGUACAGAUGAACGUGGUACCUUCAGGCGUUUGGAAAUUGCUCCCAAGGAUGAACCAGACUUGUGGAGGUCUAGAAUUUUUUCAGUGAAUUAUAAGUGAAAUAAUCUGUUUUAAUGACUCCAACCUGAGUGUAUGUAAACUUCCGACUUCAACUGUAUGAGUUAAGCUCUUCUCUACUUCAAAUGCACAAUUUCAAGGGAUCCAUUAGAAAUGCCCUUAAGGCUAAUGGUUUGAUAGAUUGAAUCAGGUGUGUUAGUGCUGGCCUUGAAUAGAAGCCUGCACACCCAGCAGGGUUUGACGGCUCUGUAUACUGUAUCUGAGGACAGAAAACAUUACAAAGAAACAGAGAUGUUGCUAUAUCCUUAGUUUUUCUCUGGAACUGGGUAAUAGUUUAAUAAUGUCCUCCAACAAAGUUACCGGCCAUAUCCAGGGUAACAGUAGCCUACUCUCCCUUCUUUGACCGCUGGAAGUGCUAGCUAAUAAUUUCACCCUCUUCCAUGGCUGUUAGCUAGCUACCUAACUAAUGCAUUUGGAGUAAGAAUGAUAAAUCCAACAAGAUAGCUAACUAACGUUAGCUAAAAUGAAGUUAGCAAGCUGGUGAAUUCACGUAGCUAGCUACUGUAGCUAUAGAGUAUGUAAAGUUAGCUAACUAGCAAACAUAACUUACAUGUUAGCAUUUGAGUUAGCCUGGGUCCUUAGAAAAACGAAAUAAUAGUCAAAGUUUCGGGUGGUAGCAAAACGCAGCAAGCCAUGUAGACGAUUGGAGGACUUUCAGACUGAUGCUUGGUGCGGUUGCUAAGCGAUUUGUGACGCAACUGCAAGCACUAAUUGACUGCCUGUACAAUAUGUAUUUUUGACAACAGGGGUAAUAUUCUUUCAUAUGAACAAUUUAUAACAUUGAAUGAGUUUACAAUACCUUUCAGAGAGUUUAUUUCUGUGAUCAAAGCCAUUCCCAGUGGUUUAACUACACUAAUGAAAACUCAUCUUAGCUUUGGUGAUGAUCACAGAGCUUAUCCAGAAAUCAGUUUGGAAGGCGUGGGCUUACAUGAGAAAUCUUAUUGUACAAAUACACAAGGCACAUUUUCCAUCCACAGAAACAAUUUACGCCUAGGGGAAACAUUUUCCGGAACAUGCUUAUUCCUGACAUUGUCUGAAAAAAAGCUUGCUUGAUGCCUUAUUGUAUAUAUAUAUAUACACAUUUAAGGAAGUGCACUUUAAAACUCUACAUUAGAUAUAUCCAUGUAAUUCUAUGUUGUCCACAUUUGUUGAUAUUUGCAUUUUCUGCUUAAAAAGGACUUUUUGCAAGAUUUUUGGAAAAACCUUGCAGAAUACUUAUUUACCUUUUUGAACACUGUUUUUGACAUGAAGAAUAUGUUACUAUUGCAAUGAUAACAAGAUCAUUGAAAUGAUUGUGAAUAUUUUUAAAUUCUUGUUGCCAAAUACUUUAUACACAAACAAAAAUUCCAGAAUUAUAUACCAAAAUUACAAAUAUUUUUGAUUGAAUUUAAUCAUCUUGUCAAGAUAUCCAUAGUGAAUAACAAAAAUAAUAUAUUCCUGAAUCAUUAUGAGAUUAUUUUUUCUGAGUGAAUACAAUUGCCCUGGAAUUGUCAUAUUUAAAAAAAAGUAUUUUGUAAAUGUUAUUUCUGAGUCCAAUCAUGAUAAUGGUGCCGAAGGAGAUGGCUGCUGUUUUGCUGAUAAUUCCUAUGAUUAACAGUGUUAAAAAACUUAUAUGUGAAAACAAUAUUUUUUUUUGUUGUUUAUUAAAUUAGAAGGUUGGUAGCAACAUGUGAAAAUCAUUGUGGAAAUCUGUUGUAGCUCAAGUUGACUACACAACCCAAUGCUCUCUCUCUGUCAAUAUCAUAUCUCUGUCAA
This is a messenger RNA of Oncorhynchus nerka (sockeye salmon), 6637 nucleotides long. Its product is annotated as interleukin-6 receptor subunit beta. The record is from RefSeq and is a predicted model, not a curated record. Lineage: Eukaryota; Metazoa; Chordata; Actinopteri; Salmoniformes; Salmonidae. Gene Ontology annotation, cellular component: signaling receptor complex; external side of plasma membrane. The transcript has 17 exons. Gene Ontology annotation, biological process: cytokine-mediated signaling pathway. Gene Ontology annotation, molecular function: cytokine receptor activity; cytokine binding. The coding region runs from base 19 to 2223 and encodes 734 amino acids.